Haliotis rufescens (red abalone) is the source of this 2058-nucleotide messenger RNA. Its product is annotated as beta-1,4-N-acetylgalactosaminyltransferase bre-4-like. Gene Ontology annotation, biological process: carbohydrate metabolic process. The coding region runs from base 438 to 1532 and encodes 364 amino acids. Gene Ontology annotation, molecular function: glycosyltransferase activity. Lineage: Eukaryota; Metazoa; Mollusca; Gastropoda; Lepetellida; Haliotidae. The transcript has 7 exons. The record is from RefSeq and is a predicted model, not a curated record.
AGCAACCAGGUCGCCCUGCUACAAAUCCCGACCUAUUAACUCGUCAUUUCUCCCUGCUUUGGAACGUCAGCGAAUGGUAUGUAAAUGAUGCUUCCAAUAACCAUGUCAUCCUAGACCGAAAACUGGACAACAACGGCAUCGCGGAAACGCACCUCAAGAAUAAGAAGGUGAAGCGUUCUUGGUGUGGAAGGAGCACAAUAGUACUUCUCUACACCGCCGGGGGAAAUGUUGCUCCGGCGAGGUUGGCUUUUGAUCAAUGAAAAUCUUUUAGAAAAAAUGAAGUAAUUGAGCUAGAUCAGAUUUAUGAAGGCAUAUUGUGGAUAACGCUCAAAGAUUCAACGAGAGCGGAACAACAUAACUUUGGUAUGUGCGACUUUCCCCCAGAUUCUAGCAGUGCCAUCGGCAGUGGAUCAUAAGUUUCUUCUUGUAAUAACAGCAUGUUGAAUUGGUGCGGCUAUCCUCUGUGGAAGAUCUUACUCUUGAGCUCUGUGUCUGUAGUCAUGAUGAACGUGUACCUCGCAUUGCGCGUUAUCAAGCUCACUCAGAAUGAAGGUAGAUUGUUAACUGUUCUACAAGCUUCGCAGCAGUCAUACAGAUUGAGGAUGUCUGAAACAGAUCAGAGUCUUGACUUGUCGCCACCGCCAGGAGCUUCACCACACAAAACAUCAGCUAGCACAGGCAACUCUAGUUUUGCAAAUGACGGCAUCAUCAAUCUAUGUCCUGAGAUGCCACCAAACUUAGUUGGUGCGUUGGUUGUGAAUAUGGAACCAGUACCAUUCCAGGACAUCGAAAGGCAGCAUCCACAAAUCAAGCCUGGAGGUAGAUUUCAACCUCCGAAUUGUAAGUCCCGGCACCACGUGGCCAUCAUCGUGCCUUACCGCGACCGAGAGUCCCACUUGAAGGUCCUCCUGAACAACCUGCACCCCAUGCUGGAACGACAGCAACUGGACUACACCAUCUAUGUGGUAGAAAUGGCCAUGCCCACGAGCUUUAACAGAGCCACCCUGAUGAACAUAGGCUACAUAGAAUCAUUAAAGGACUUUGACUUCCAGUGCUUCAUCUUCCACGAUGUAGAUUUUAUUGCCGAGAAUGACAAUAACAUGUAUACAUGCAGAGAGACGCCAAGGCACAUGGCAUCAGCUAUCGACAAGCACAAUUACAAGCUUCCGUACUCAACCGCAUUAGGAGGGGUUGUAUCUCUGACAAAGGAACACAUGAUCGCGGUGAAUGGCUGGUCCAAUAUGUACUUUGGAUGGGGCAGUGAAGAUGAUGAUUUGCGUAUUAGAAUAUACAGUAAGGGCUUGAGAGUGCUUCGACCGUCACCUGAAGUGGGUCGAUAUAAGAUGAUAAAACAUCAGCGUGAUUCAACAAAUCAAGACAACACAGGACGAGGAAAGCUGGUAAAAAGUGUAAGACAAAGGAUGAAGACAGAUGGCCUGAAUUCAGUCAAGUACGAACUGUUGAAAAAGGAAUACAGGAAAUUGUAUACCUAUAUUUACGUGCGAGUCAAGGAAGAGGAACUGAUGGUAUAAGUUUGGAAAACUGUGAAAAUGCAUGACAUACCUUUGAUUCGCUACAGUUUUAAGGUACACGUUUAAUCAUUGCAAAGUGUUCCAUGAUUGUGAAAAGACUGACUACAGAUGGAAUCUUUCUUCAAAAGUGGGCGGUCGGAUAGCCUAGUGGUUAAAGCGUUCGCUCGUCACGCCGAAGACCCGGGUUCGAUUCCCGACAGGGGUACAAUUUGUGAAGCCCAUUUCUGGUGUCCCCCGCCGUGAUAUUGCUAGAAUAUUGCUAAAAGCGGCGUAAAACCAUACUCACUGACUCACUCACUUUCUUCAAAACAAGUCGAUAAUUGUUGAUUGUUUCUUACGAAUGUUUUACUUCACGCCAGACAGAUAUCUGGUAGCAAUAAAAGCAUUACACGUACUCCGAACAUCGACACAAUUUAGACGUAAAUGUCAGGAUUUUCAUGUCAGAGGUGAUGAUGAUAAUCACCUAUUUAAGCUAUCUCUAUUAUUUGGCUUAUAUUUCGCAAGAGGACAGUCCGUUUGUGAACUA